Messenger RNA from Cooperia oncophora, 558 nucleotides. The record is from the annotation of a GenBank genome assembly. NCBI's taxonomy places the organism in Eukaryota, Metazoa, Nematoda, Chromadorea, Rhabditida, Trichostrongylidae.
AUGAUGAUUGCAGCGCUGCAUCCAUGUCGUGAUCUGAUCGGCCGACGGCAGACAUCUCAAUCCGAUUCGAUCUCACCAUCCGACAGCCCCUCAUCAUCGUCGUCAUCCGGGGCCAAGUUAUCGCCAGCAUCUGAAGAGGCCCUCUGUUUCCUGUACGGUUUACGCGAUAUGGACUCGCAGAUUCGACGAAGCUACGCUGCCAGACAUGGGCAGUGCGCCACCUGGACCCGAACAAGACCGAUUCUUUUACAAUCCGGUAGGUAUGAUCGAAGGUUACCCUUCCUCUGGCGUUUGAUAUGCGACUUUUCCGAUGUAGCCCCGAAUGGCGAGUUGUCACAGUCGAUUCGUGGCGAUAUAGCGAUGGCCGUCGACUGGGCUGAGCAAGUGCCGUCCUUUCAUCUUCUCUCGCCGACGUUACGGGUAGAUGGAAUGGCUCGUGCUGGUAGAAACUGUUUCCCAAUGAUUCCUCCGAAAUCUCUGGAGAAGGGGCUGAACCCAUUGCUACGUCCGCUCCUGUGGAAGACUGCAAACUUUGUCGAAUGGGGAGUAUAUAGUUAG